AUGGUCAAUGCUAGCUUAGUCGAAGCUAUUCUUCGUGAACAAAAUAAUCCUGGUUGCUCAACAACACGGCAAAUUCGAGAUUUGUAUAAUAGUCGUUCAGGUGAUGAUCCAAUCAUUCCACAAUCAGAUGAAGAUAAACAAUUUCAAAAACUACUUUUAAAAGCACUCGAAGGAUGCCCUGUUGCAGAUGAUGAAGUUGAUAAUGAGGACGAAGAGGAUGAAGACAAUGACGACGAACCAAUAUCGUACACGGUGAAAUUGAAAGAUAGUGAUGAAACCGUCACACCAACAAUGAAACAUCGUUCAAUUAUUAAACUAUCCAAAGAAUCAAAAUCGCAAAGCGAAAGCGAUGAGUCAUCUAGUGAUUCAGAGAAAACAACAGCGACGAACAAACCAUUUUCUCCAUUAUUUUUAAACAAUAUGAAAAAAUUCGGUGUAUCAUCAGACUGGCUUGCUAAACGAUCUAAUUCACUUCGGCAAUCAGCGUAUUCACUUUCGUCAGUCAAAUCGAAUACGAGUAAACUUGAUGCUAUGAUCAAAAGUGCUUCAGCGAAACCAGUACGAUCCAAUCGAAAGUUAUCGUUUGUCGAAGGCGCAACAUCAACGAAAGUGGAAGCAGAUAAAGAAAAUGCUGAUCCAGCAAGUGAAACCAACAACGAUCAGAAAGAUGAUGAACAAGAAAUAGAAGAAGUCAAAGAUGCAGCAGCGACAUCAUCAGAACCUGCAGCACAUGAUCUAAGUAGUGAAGUUGAUGAAGAUGAAAAAGUUUCUGAAGGAUCGUCACCUUCGAAAGACUUUUUACUUCGGAUUCCACGCAUUGAUCUUCCAACCGAAGAGAAGAAGCGUCCUUCGAAAAGAUCGAGUUCAUCCGCAUCUUCAUUAUCAGAUGAAGAAGUAAAACCAGAAAAGCCGAAGCCGAAACUGAAAAAACGCGCCAAGAAAGACGCAUCGAACAAAAAAGCAACUCCAAAACGAUCGGCCAAAAAGAAAGUCAAAGAUGAAUCAGUGGUUACAAACGAAAUGAAACCCUCGCCAGAGAAAGAUGACGGCGACAAGUCAGUGGAAUUCGAAGAGCAAAAAGACGUUUCAGAGAAAAAUGAAGAAGAUGAUGAGUCAGCAAAAGUGAACGAUACAAAGAAAUCUAUUCAAAAGAAAGGCACGUCAAGCAAAAAAGCGACUCCUAAGCGAUCGUACAAAAAGAAAUCCAAGGAUGAACCAACGGCUAAAACCGAAACGAAACCUUCACCAAAGAAAGAUGACAAUGAUAUAUCGGUCGAAAUCGACGACGAAGAUGAAUCAGCAAAAGUGACUGAUACAAAGAAGUCCAGUGAAAAGAAAGAAACACCAAGUAAAAAAGCGACUCCAAAACGAUCGUACAAGAAGAAAGCCAAGGAUGAACCGGUGGCUACAAGCGAAGUAAGACCUUCGCCACAGAAAGAUGAUGAUGAUAAUGAUACAUCGAUGGAAGUCGACGAAGUAGAUGAAUCAGCAAAAGUGACUGAUACAAAGAAGUCCAGUGAAGAGAAAGAAACACUAAAUAAAAAAGCGACUCCUAAACGAUCGUACAAAAAGAAAUCCAACGAUGAACCAACGGCUAAUACCGAAACAAAACUUUCACCUAAGAAAGAUGACGAUGAUACGUCGAUGGAAAUCGAAGAGGAAAAAGAUACUGCGGAGAAAAAUGGAGAAGAUGAGUCCGCCACAACAACUGAUACAAAGAAGGCAGGUCAAAAGAAAGAUAAAGCUGAUCAAGAACAAUCACGUGUUGAACAUCUGAAGAAAUUACUUCGUAUAUCUGGUAUUCGUCAUAUGAUUAAAAAGUCGGAAUUAGAUGAAUUCUCAUCACAUAAGGCAAAGAUUAAGUUUUUGAAAUCACUUUUCGAUCAAGCAGGAUAUACGGGUAAUUUAUCAAUUAAAGAGUGCCAAAAAUUUCGUGAAAAACGCGAUACGGAAAAAGAACUAUUGGAAAUUCAACAGAGUACCGUUGAUGUCAAAGGAUACGUCAAAGGCGGUCGAACAUUACGCGGCCAAGGCCGAGUAACAGCUGAUUCGGAAACAGAUAAUAAACGAAAACGAGUUGCAAGCAGUGAAGUAGAAGACAACGAAGAUUCAUCCGAUAGUGAUAAGCCAAUCACAAAGAAACGACGAGUUCUGCAAAUGGAGGCGUCACCUGAGAUUAGCGACAAUGAAUAG
Adineta ricciae is the source of this 2193-nucleotide messenger RNA. The record is from the annotation of a GenBank genome assembly. NCBI's taxonomy places the organism in Eukaryota, Metazoa, Rotifera, Eurotatoria, Adinetida, Adinetidae.